CCACUGUAUCUAUAACAAUUGGACUACGCCCCGCGAACCUUUUGUAUACCCUUAUAUUUGUGGCCUUUGGAUCAAAUUUGAUCCAAUGGCUAUAUCAAAACCUUUAUAAACCCUUGAAUUGCAUUCUGCUUGAGAUUCAAGGGGCUGAAAGCUCUCCUCUUUGUACGUAGGUUCCGUUGUCUACCAAUUCCCUCUCCUAUGUUUGGACGUUUUUCUUCACCCAUUUCUCCCUUUCCUACCAUUACACCAUUUAAUCCUCUCCAUCCCAUUCCACCUCCCAUUCCACCUAAUCUUAAUGCGCUUUUACGCUGGUUCAGUGCUGAACCACCCAAAAAUGGGGACACUAGCAGAUCUGAAGGGUCUGGACAUGAGUCACCCCAAAAUAGGGAUACUGGGGGAAAGGAUUCUGCUAGUUCUGGUUCUGGACAUGUACCAAAUGGUGAUAUUGCGGGAAAUGAUUUUGCACAAAAUAGAUCUCGAGGAUCUGAUGAUGGAAGAUCUGAUGAUGAGUUCAAGUUCAACACUACCUUUGAUACCAUGGUGUGGAUCAAUUUGUAGCUCUAGUGGUGCCUGGAUUGUCUUUAGGCAUGUAUCUCACCUACCUUGACGAAUAUGAAUCAAAGAAGUUGGCAAAAGAAUCUUUAAUGCAUGGGAGAAUCUGUAAAGCAACUGAAAACGAUGGUAGACACACUCUUGGCAGAUGGUAGACACUCUUGGCAGAAUCGAGCUGCAAGGAAAGACCUCUUGGUGGAAUGACUUAAUUCUCUUUUUGGAUUAUGUAUUAUUUUGUGUGGAAGUUUGCUAGUUGGUUAGAUAAAAUAAUACAGAAUCCAAAAAGAGAAUCGAACCACAACUUACCGAAAAAGCCCCAAAAAGCGAUAACUGCAGCUCGGUCUUUCCCUGUAGCUCGAUUCUGCAGACUGAAGAUAAAAGAUGAAUUUAAACAUAGAUGAUAUAUUAUUUUGUGUGCAAGUUAGCCUGUUGGUUAGACUGAAGAUGAAAGAUGAAUUUAAGCACAAUUUAAACUUGUGCUUAAAUUCAUCUUUCAUCUUCAGUCUGCAGAAUCGGUCUGCAGGGAAAGAUCGAGCUGCAGGGAAAGACCUCUUGGUGGAAUCGCUUUUUGGGGCUUUUUCGGUAAGUUGUUGUAGUUCUAUCAUUUACUUAUGAAGACAUAACUUAAUUCUCUUUUUGGAUUCUAUAUUAUUUUGUGUGGAAGUUUGCCUGUCGGUUAGACUGAAGAUGAAAGAUGAAUUUAAACAUAGACGUUGUAUUAUUUUGUGUGCAAGUUUGCCCGUUGGUUCGAUGAAUUUAAGCACAAUUUAAACAUAUCUUUUGUUGCAUGGUAUUAAGAUUUGAUUUGUGUAAUUUUAUGGGUUAAAGACCAUCAGAAUAGAAUUUCCUUCCAGGUGAGUGAAGAAAACUUGAAGCCCGGUGAAUUCUCCAAGUAAUGGAAUUAUUUUUUUUUUGACAAUAGUAGGUCCCUUGCCCAACCAAACCGAAUAAAAUAUGGGUUGGUUGUGUUUCGAUCCUUUUGGGUAGGACUGGGCUGGUCGUGUUUCUUUGUAAGUAACUAAAGGACCAUAGCUGGCCCAGGCCCAGGCCCAGGCCCAGGCCCAGUUCGGGCUGAUGUGACACUAAAGUCAUUCCCAUUAAACUUUUAUUAAAAAAUGGGCCAUUAUAAUUAGGCUUUAAUAACAAAUGCUUGGAAUGAUCAUUGUAGUCUAGGUUGUCUUUGGAUGGAUUUUGCAUUUGGUUAUUUGUAACUUUAUGUUUUCUUUGUAUUCAUUACUUUCCUUAAUGUGAUCUUAAAUA
This is a messenger RNA of Cornus florida, 1812 nucleotides long. RefSeq lists its product as uncharacterized. The transcript is spliced from 5 exons. The record is from RefSeq and is a predicted model, not a curated record. Lineage: Eukaryota; Viridiplantae; Streptophyta; Magnoliopsida; Cornales; Cornaceae. Bases 199 to 558 code for a protein of 119 amino acids.